Messenger RNA from Macadamia integrifolia, 892 nucleotides. RefSeq lists its product as uncharacterized. The record is from RefSeq and is a predicted model, not a curated record. The transcript has a single exon. Bases 196 to 759 code for a protein of 187 amino acids. Lineage: Eukaryota; Viridiplantae; Streptophyta; Magnoliopsida; Proteales; Proteaceae.
ACAAUGUUGACCACUCCUUCCUUUGUAGCUCUGUCGAUCUUCUCAUAUUCUUACUCUUGUGGUGUUGUUCAAGAUAAGCCUUCGAUCCGCUUCUUCUCUCUUAUUUCCCAACCCUAGCUAGCUCCUUCUCCCCUACAAUUCUCAUUUCUUGAGACCGUCCACAAGAAGAAUUAAAGGCACAGUAAAUAGAUUGACAUGGAUCAAAAUAACAUGGUGGGAGUCGAAGACCCAGAUGACGCAAAGGGAGUGAGAGUGCCACAGCCCCCAAAUCCAUCGCCAUCGCCUUCCUCACUGUCUACUCUCCGUUCUGUCCGUAAACGAUCGGCGACGGCGGCGAAAACAUGGAAAAAACCGAUGCCGAUGCCACCACCGCCUAAGGUCUACAGGGUGGACUCCAUUAACUUCAGGAAGGUAGUCCAGCAGCUCACCGGUGCAAACGGGUUCCGGUCUCGACGUCUCCACAGUGUGGCCCCACCGCCGCUCGAUCUGUUCACACCACCAUCGCAUUCUGAUUAUACUUGCAAAUCCAGAACGCAGAAAGAGUCGUUUAUCACUGGAGAACGAGAAGGUUCUUUUUCAACAUCAUUGUCGUCUUCUACGAUACCAGCACCAGGAAACUCGUAUAUGAGUAACGGUUCCUUCAGACCAUUCGGUUCUCCGGCGAGGCCUCCGUCUUAUGUAGCAUGGUCCCCUUCUUUGCCUGUUCUAAGCCCAGGUACUCUGGCAUCUUUUGAGCAGAGUAGCACUAUUCUUCACUAGUGUUUUCUCUUCUCCUCGUCCUUUUGACUUGUUCAUCAUCGCUUCCAUCCAUCACAGUUUUCUUAAGCACAUAAUUAUGUACCGUACUAAGAGUUAACAGUUGAAACUCGAAAUGGAUCAUGCUUUUUCAUGU